AUGUCUGAUAUUCUUUCGUCUUAUGAUUUUCUGCCCUCAAAUCUGAAAACUGGAAAAAUUCGACUUGAAAUGGACAAUGCCUCAUAUAAAGAGCUAAAAUCAUCCAGAUACCAUACUAUUCAAACUGUUAUUGCCGAUUUGCAUUGGAGUGCUCUUUUUGUGUUUCCGUCUGCUAGCUCGGAUUCGAUGAAAACCAGGCUUUCAAUCAAGAACAGAGAGUUCGAGACGUUCAAAGCAAAGGGAAAGCUGAGCAUGAGAUUAGAAGACAAAUCAGGAAAAUUAAUCGAGGAGAGAAUAUACUCGAAAGAAAUGGAAUUUUCUGCCAGAACUUUGCUAUCAAGACCAACCGUAGAUUUGUUCGAGAUUCCUUCGUUUGCACAAUCGUUGAGAGAUGACAACAAGGUAAUAUUGGAAAUUGAUAUUGAAACAUUCAAUAAAUUCGAAGUGCCUGUCGAUCGGCUGAAGGAAAUUGGAGAUAUUAUUCUGAAUAUUGGCGGAAGGAAAUUGAUUUCAAAUAGAAUGCUUCUUUCAAUUCAUUCUCCAGUUUUUCGUGAAUUACUCAAGGAUUCGACAAUUACCGAAUAUGAACUUGAAGAUGUCGAUUUUCUAGAUUUUGCGACGCUUCAAAAUGCAAUUGUUCCAGAUGCUUAUCCAAUUCCAUUUACGAAUGUCGAAGGAGUUCUUAAAUUGGCACAGAAAUUCGAAAUGCAUCAAAUUGUGAAGAAAUGCCGAAAUGUGAUUGAUGAAUUUUCUCAAUACAUUACACAGACAACUGCUCCGUGUCUAUUUUUUCGGAUGCAGGCAGCGUUAAAUGUCACGGAUAAUCCAUCGUCGUCAUCAGAAAAUCAUCAACGAAAUCGGGUAGAUUUCAAAGGCGCUCAAUUCGUUUUGCAAUCAAAUUUGAAAAUUCUUGCGAAAGCAAUCAGUGCUCUUGGAAAAAUGGCAGAAGAUGUGUAUUUGGAAGUUACAGAUGGUGGACUAAUGCUCAAAGUUCUGAAUCGCUCCAAAUCAGCGUAUUGCGUGUUUCGUUUUGCGCCUGAAUUUUUCAACGAUUGCGAUUUAUCGCUAAUAAAUCCGUCAGCAGUAAACGUUUGUCGAAUGUCAAUGAAAGCCGCCCAAUCAAUGUUCAAAGGAAUUCAUCUAAACGAUAAAAAUUUUCUUGCUUGCGAGUUUCGCGUCGAUCCAAAGUCGGAUACAAUGGGAGUGCAGUUAGGGCUUAGUUAUGAUAUCACGCGCACAAUAAAUAUAAAAUUACUCGAAUUUUCUGGGGACCUUGUCAGGCCGAAAUAUGAUCGAAACCAGUAUAGGAAUUGCACCGUAUUGUUUGCAUCCAUUCUAACCCCAAUUCUGAACCAACUUCGAAACGAGGGAGAAGUCACCUUAUUCUGCGAGAAAGAAUACCUCCAAUUGAAAAAUUUCCAAACCAGCGGAAGCGAGAAUCUUACAAGAAUGAAUAUCACGGAGAUGCGAAAUCCGAAACGAAUUCGAACCGAAACGAAAAUUUCAGUUGAGAAAUUAUCGCGGCAUAACAUCACGUUUUCCACCGAAAUAUCGUUUUCAUUGAAAGAAUUUUCGGCUGUUGUGAUUUUUGCCGAAUAUCUCGCCUCGGAAGUUUGUCUUUAUUAUGACACACCAGGAAAGCCACUUAUUAUCGCCGUUGAAUCGAGUACGAGUUUCGACGUCGAGCUUCAAUUAGCCACUAGUUGUCCCGAUGAUGAUUUCGACGUUGACGGCGGCAUAUUUGGCGAAAAUUCAACGAAAACUCCGUCACCAGUUAAAACGCCGAGACGAGGUUCAAUGCCGUCGCAAUCGCGCAACAUUGAUGUCGAAAUCGACGAAAUAUCGACGAAUCGAACAAAGCGAAAAAUUGUCGAGCACACAUCUCAUGAGGGUGACGCCGAAACCACGCAUAAUCGGACGUGGCGCGAAAAAGAAAUACGACUUCCAAAUCAGGAAGAAACUACAAUGCCUGCUCUGGAUCUAGCGGAAAAUGAUGAACCGAUGGAAGUGGCCGAAAAUGGAUCGGAGCUUCGUGGCGAGUUUGCGACGCUGGCUGUGGAACCAGAGGGAGACGCGAUGCAGGCACUUCCAGCGACACCUCCACCUCACGAUGAAAUGAUGGAAGUGGAUGCUGAGCCUGCACCACAGCCUGAAGAAGUCGCGAAUAAACGGGUAAAUAUUUAUGAUAUGAAGAAAUUCGCAAUGAAAGGCAAGAAAAAAGGGGGAAUUUUACAAGAGGAUUUGAGAGACCAAGAAAAUAACAAGAAAAAAUACACAUAA
Messenger RNA from Caenorhabditis bovis, 2280 nucleotides. NCBI's taxonomy places the organism in Eukaryota, Metazoa, Nematoda, Chromadorea, Rhabditida, Rhabditidae. The record is from the annotation of a GenBank genome assembly.